This is a messenger RNA of Danio rerio (zebrafish), 2067 nucleotides long. Lineage: Eukaryota; Metazoa; Chordata; Actinopteri; Cypriniformes; Danionidae. The record is from RefSeq and is a predicted model, not a curated record.
UAUAGGUGGCGGUAAUGCAUGAGUUCUAGUGCGAUCCGCCAAUAAAGGAAAGAAGAAGAAGACAGUUCCGUUCAUAGUCAUAUGUUGUCCUUUUGAAAUGGGGAAGCCUACGAUAGAAAACAUGGGAACUGCCUUUAAAUUUUAGUAUACAUGUAUAACCACAUGCGAUUUAACAGUAGCUUACAGCUGAAGUCAUCCAAUAUAGACUUAAUUUUCUUUUAUUUUUCGAUUUUAUGUUGUUUUAACUGUUGACAGAUAAAGCAACAUCGCAAAACCAUCAAGCUGUGUGGGACUUUUAGUAAGACCAAAAUAAAUGACAUCGUGACAUUUUGUGUUGAUGGCGUCUGCUACAGUAAAAUUAGACUUUUAACUCAAACAUUUAAAAGUAUGGAGCCAUGUUUAAAGUUCGCGUUUCGAGAGAGUCUGUGGAAAGUUUCAGCGAAGUGCUGGACGUGGAGGUCUGUCAAGUGCGCAAGAUCACCUUUCAAACGCUCUGUUACAUCAACAUGUGGACGAACACAUCGCAACACAAUAUUGAAUGCUGAGGGACAAUACCUCUCCUUUUGCCAAAGAAGCACAGAUUCAUCGCAGGCAGCUCUUUCUAGUGUUGCUCCAGUGUUUCUUGUGAUGAGGUUUGAGCCAGAUGGGAGCCUGACCACAUUUGCAAAAAAGAAGACUGAACUGUAUCAGGAGAUCGGUUUGCAGGCAAGAGAUCUGAGAUUCCAACACUCAACAAGUGUUACAUCACGGAACAAUGUUAUCAUCAUUCGGAUGGAGUCCCUGAAGGCAGUGGUUACCUCAAGCUGUUUGUUGGUUCUGGAUUUCCGAGGUCUUGGUCUGGAGAAAUGGCUGGUGUUAGAACUUGGGCCACAAUUGGCAGGAGAUGGAAAUUUGGCUACUUACUCUCUACCUUUUGAGUUCAGAGCUCUGGAAGCCAUUCUGCAGCACAGGGUGAAUGUACUGUAUACACGGCUGAAUGAAGUUCAACCUCAGGUUUUGGAUUGCCUGGACUCGCUGGUCGACCCAAAGCUCCUCUCUGCUGACCGCAGCAAACUCCAUAUGCUCCUACUUAACAGCAAAAGCCUCUCAGAGCUGGAGACAGACAUUAAAGUGUUCAAAGACAGUCUGCUAAAGAUCCUGGAUGAAGAUGAACUGAUAGAUGAACUCUGCCUCACUAAGUGGAGUGACCCGCAAGUGUUUGAGGAGAGCAGUUUGGGCAUAGAUCACGCUGAAGAGAUGGAGUUAUUGCUGGAAAAUUACUUCAUGCAGGCAGAAGAGCUGGGCAACAAGGCCAGAGAGUUGAAAGACCUCAUUGAUGACUCUGAAAGCGUUAUUUUCAUUAACCUGGAUAGUCACCGAAAUGUCAUGAUGCGCCUGAACCUCCAGCUCACCAUGGGAACCUUCUCUGUCUCCUUGUUUGGGCUUAUGGGUGUGGCGUUUGGGAUGAAUUUGGAAUCUACUUUUGAAGAGGACCCACGUGUGUUUUGGCUGGUGACAGGAUUCAUGUUUCUAGGAAGUGGACUUAUCUGGAGAAAGCUUCUCUCUUUUCUAGGCCGACAUUUAGAACCCAGCUCUCCAACUCCUAUCCCCCCUGUUUGGAGGAAAAAUCAAAUUGGCCCUUUAAAAACUACCGAUAUUAAACCUGGAACAAGAUAAUGAAAUAUUGUAUAUAUUUAUAUUUUUUUCAAUAUCCACCCCCACCCCCACCCCUUCCAUUCCUGUAUUUCUGAAUGUUAUGCAUGCUGUAUUGUUUUCUUCACUAUUAUAUGCUGCUCAUAUCAGUCUAUUUGAACAUUUCGUUUAUCUACUUACAUUUAUUGACAGUGGAAACGGCCAUAAAAGUGUACCAAACCGAACCGUACCACUCAGUGGAAACGGGCCAUCAUAGAUACUGUGUGGUACCAUGUAGACCAUUUUUAUCUUACUUUCUGUUGUUUAUCUUUUGAAUUUUCUUGUCACCAUCAUUGAAGUACAUUAGAUGUAUUUAAUUGACAGAUGCGCCGUCUUUUCAGAAAAGGAAAUGAUCUGCCAUGAAUAGGUUUAAUAAAACUACAAUAUUUUUUAUAA